Molecule: messenger RNA, 3253 nt
Organism: Sciurus carolinensis (gray squirrel)
Lineage: Eukaryota; Metazoa; Chordata; Mammalia; Rodentia; Sciuridae
Gene: Ina
Product: internexin neuronal intermediate filament protein alpha
Exons: 3
Coding region: 91-1590 (499 amino acids)
Biological process (GO): intermediate filament organization
Cellular component (GO): postsynaptic intermediate filament cytoskeleton; cytoplasm; intermediate filament
Molecular function (GO): structural constituent of postsynaptic intermediate filament cytoskeleton
Source: RefSeq, a predicted model, not a curated record
CGCACCGCCCCACCGCGCCCAGCCUGCCGCACCUCUCGCGUCCUCAGUAGCUCCAGCUCCAGCCGCUCUAUCGGCCCUCAUCCCGGCACCAUGAGCUUCGGUUCGGAGCACUACCUGUGCUCCGCCUCUUCCUACCGCAAAGUGUUCGGGGACAGCUCUCGCCUGUCUGGGCGUCUCUCCGGGACUGGCGGCGCGGGCAGCUUCCGCUCGCAAUCACUGUCCCGCUGCAAUGUGGCCUCCUCAGCCGCCUGCUCCUCGGCCUCGUCGCUUGGCUUGGGCCUGGCCUAUCGCCGGCUGCCGGGUUCCGACGGGUUGGACCUGAGCCAGGCGGCGGCACGCACCAACGAGUACAAGAUCAUCCGCACCAACGAGAAGGAGCAGCUGCAGGGCCUCAACGACCGCUUCGCGGUGUUCAUCGAGAAGGUGCACCAGCUGGAGACACAGAACCGAGCACUGGAGGCCGAAUUGGCUGCGCUGCGGCAACGCCACGCCGAGCCGUCGCGCGUCGGAGAGCUCUUCCAGCGCGAGCUGCGCGACCUGCGCGCGCAGCUGGAGGAGGCAAGCUCCGCGCGCGCUCAGGCCCUGCUGGAGCGCGACGGCCUGGCCGAAGAAGUGCAGCGACUGAGGGCGCGCUGCGAAGAGGAGAGCCGCGGGCGCGAAGGCGCCGAGCGCGCCCUGAAGGCACAGCAGCGCGACGUGGACGGUGCCACUCUGGCCCGCCUGGACCUGGAGAAGAAGGUAGAGUCGCUGCUGGACGAGCUGGCCUUCGUGCGCCAGGUGCACGACGAAGAGGUAGCUGAACUGCUGGCCACGCUGCAGGCAUCGUCGCAGGCCGCGGCUGAGGUGGACGUGACUGUGGCCAAACCAGACCUGAGUUCAGCGCUGAGGGAGAUCCGCGCCCAGUAUGAGUCCUUGGCCGCUAAGAAUCUGCAGUCAGCCGAGGAGUGGUACAAGUCCAAGUUUGCCAACCUGAAUGAGCAGGCGGCGCGCAGCACCGAGGCCAUCCGAGCCAGCCGCGAGGAGAUCCACGAGUACCGGCGCCAGUUACAGGCACGCACCAUCGAGAUCGAGGGCCUGCGCGGGGCCAAUGAAUCCUUGGAGAGGCAGAUCCUGGAGCUGGAGGAGCGGCACAGUGCGGAGGUAGCUGGCUACCAGGAUAGCAUUGGACAGCUGGAGAAUGAUCUGAGGAACACCAAGAGUGAGAUGGCACGCCACCUUCGGGAAUAUCAGGACUUGCUCAAUGUCAAAAUGGCCCUUGACAUUGAGAUAGCAGCUUACAGGAAACUACUGGAAGGUGAAGAGACACGAUUUAGCUCCAGUGGAUUAAGUGUUUCAGGGCUGAAUCCACUUCCCAAUCCAAGUUAUCUGCUUCCUCCUAGAAUUCUCAGUUCUACAACCUCCAAAGUUUCAUCCACUGGGCUGUCACUUAAAAAAGAGGAAGAAGAGGAGGAGGCUUCUAAGGUUGCCUCUAAGAAAACAUCCCAGAUAGGGGAAAGUUUUGAAGAAAUAUUGGAGGAAACAGUAAUAUCUACUAAGAAAACAGAGAAGUCAAAUAUAGAAGAAAGUACCAUUUCAAGCCAAAAUAUAUAAUUCUGUUGCUUAAAAAAAGUUAAUGCUUAGAGGGAAUAAUAUGUAUUUGACUUGUUAAAACAGCCUAUUCCUGAACCAUAACACCUUUCACCACUACAUAAUGCCUUCAAGGCUUCAGUCUCCUAUUUAGUGUUGAAUACUUUUCUCUAAUAGGAAAACUAGCCCUUAGAUUGGAGUAAACUGCAGUCCUGGAACAAUCACAGAGGAGUUAUCUAAGAAUACAGCUUUCUCACUUAAAGCUCAGGCUUCACAGCGAUAGAUGAUUCAGGUGCAGAGGAAGUACAAACUAAGGUGCUAAAUCUGUGAUCAUCAUCAUUUGCUGUGAGCUGAAAACAAACCCCAUAUAUACUCACUGUACGCAGCCAGUACCCAGCUAUAUAAUCUUACUCUAGGUACCUAAAACAUAAGAUCACUGCCAAAGAUAAACCAAUGGUCCACACCCAAUUCUACUCUGAUAGAACUGAGUCACAAAUGAUAGGUGUUUAAUGGAUACUUUCUUCCCUACUCCCUUCAGUUCCACAUAUCCUUUUCUUCCAUCCAGGAAAAAAAAAAAAGGGUCUAGUGUAGUAUACUUCCCUUUUAAACACAUUUAGGUUUUUCUCAAAAGAACUUAUCCCCUUUAGGUCUCUUUGCUCAAUGGAUAAAAUUAGAUGCAUGUCAGCCAUUUCUGUGAUUUGUGUAAUGACUUACCCCUGCCCAUUUCAUGUCCUUUAUGUAGUUUAAAAAAAAAUGGCAGUGAUGAAUUAUAAGGGUUUCCCCCAACAAGCAAAAUAAUGAAAAUAAUCCCUAGAUGUUAGACUUUCAACUUAUUCAAAUCCAUUUAAUUAGGGGGGGAACACUUUAUUAAGAAUGUAGCUUUCACCUUAACUUUAGAAGUACAGUAAUAGUUUUCCCAAGCUGUGAUUAAGCUGACCUUAGAUGUAGUAGGAUGUUAGAAGAGGUGGGUAUUUCUAAGAAUGAAAAAAGCCAAGGUCUCAUCUGUGUCAGACCCUGUGUGGUAUAGAAUUAGCUUUUUUGUGCCCUUACCCUUAAAAUCCACAUAGUCCCCUUCUCAGUAGUGUAGGUCCUAAAGAGGUCUUGCUUUCACUCUCCCUUGCCUUUUAAGAAUGCUAAGUAGAGGAUAUUUUAUCACCAGGACAUAAUGCUAUUGCCCAAAAGUUUGAAAACAAUAACAACCCACUUCUGGUCAAUCAGCAUCACCAGCAAACAUAAAAAAGAAAUUGUUCUCAGUGUUCCCCAACAGUUUCCCCACUGCUGCGUGGUUGGCAGGUGUCCCGUCCCUGCAGAGACACUCAGACCCUAGAGGGGUGCACACACCACUCCUCACUUCCUAGGGUGUAGUGUGGAGGGUCAGUUCCUCAUCCGCGUUGCCCUGCCUGCCACAUGUGCCAAGUUUGAUGCAGGACUCAUUCUCUGUCAGCGCUUACUUCCACAGAGCUACAGCUGCCCCUGUCCAUGUCCCACAUCUCCAUUACGAGCUCUGUGGUGAUGAGGACAUGAUGCAUUUACUGAACCUCCUUAUUCUAGCACAUGCUUCAAUAGUUCAAGGAACUCAAAAGACACUUUUCUUCCUUUCCCUUAUCUCUGUCCGUAUCUUUACUCCUCACCCUUGCUGUAAGACAUUAGUAAAAUAAAUUAAAAGUCACACAAGUCCCACCAACAU